AUGCAAACAUCUUUAGAGAUCGUUGACAAUACUAAUAUUAAAGGGGAGAAAGAUGAAUUAGAAAAUUUUCUUCCAGAUUAUUUAAACGAUUCUUUACUGAGAAAAAUAAAUGAUCCGGAUCCAAUACCUACUUGUUGGAAUGUAGAUGAUUGUUCUCAAGACCUGAAAGUUGACGAUAAUCUACUUUCGGUUAGAUAUAAUGGAAACAGGAUAGCUGCAGCAGUUAGAGCAAAUCAUCCUAUUCCGGAAGAAACGGGAAUUUAUUAUUUUGAGGUUGAUAUUUUGGAUGGUGGAAAUGGCGAUUUAAUAUCGAUUGGUAUUGCAACGCCAGACUUUCCUCUUGCAAGACAUGAUGGGAUCCAGGUUCAAGAGGCUACCACGGUGAUGAUGGCCUGA
Messenger RNA from Dentiscutata heterogama, 396 nucleotides. The record is from the annotation of a GenBank genome assembly. NCBI's taxonomy places the organism in Eukaryota, Fungi, Glomeromycota, Glomeromycetes, Diversisporales, Gigasporaceae.